AUGCAAAAUCGAUGUGUCGUGGUGUUGUGCAAUUUGAAACCGGUGAAGAUGCGCGGCAUCGAAUCUCAGGCAAUGGUCCUGUGUGGUUCCACUCCUGAAAAAGUCGAAUUUCUUGAUCCACCGCUCAAUUGUGUUCCAGGUGAUCGCGUAUCUUGUCCGGGAUAUGCAGGUAUUCCGGAUACUUUGCUUAAUCCUAAGAAGAAGGUCUGGGAAACGGUUCAAUCUGACCUUUUGGUGAAUGCUGAAGGAUUCGCUUCGUACAAGGGCAUCUUACUGGAAGUGAGCGACAAAGGAAAAUUGACAACAAGAACUCUCCGAAACGUUAUGAUCAAGUGA
Messenger RNA from Soboliphyme baturini, 336 nucleotides. Lineage: Eukaryota; Metazoa; Nematoda; Enoplea; Dioctophymatida; Soboliphymatidae. The record is from the annotation of a GenBank genome assembly.